Penicillium antarcticum is the source of this 1176-nucleotide messenger RNA. RefSeq lists its product as uncharacterized. The coding region runs from base 1 to 1176 and encodes 391 amino acids. The transcript is spliced from 2 exons. Lineage: Eukaryota; Fungi; Ascomycota; Eurotiomycetes; Eurotiales; Aspergillaceae. The record is from RefSeq and is a predicted model, not a curated record. Gene Ontology annotation, molecular function: lyase activity. Gene Ontology annotation, cellular component: periplasmic space.
AUGCGUCCUAUCGUUGCUAUACUUUCUCUAUCCACUGCUGUGGCUGCUACGUUUGUCCACCCGGGCGCGUUGCAUACGACAGAGGAUUUCGAGCGCAUUAGAACCCAUGUGGCUAAUGAAGAUGAGCCUUGGAAUACGACAUGGACAUUGUUGACCUCCAGCUCAUAUGCACAGUCAUCCUACCUUCCCUCUCCAAAGGAAACUGUAUGCCGCGGGAACAAUGGGGUCGAUUCUGAGAACUAUGCAUCUCUCUAUCGGGAUACCGCAGCUGCAUAUCAACUUGCCAUUCGCUGGCUAGUCUCCAACGACACGAGCUAUGCUGAUGCUGCAGUGAACAUUCUCAGUUCGUGGGCUGCAUCACUCACGGGCAUUGAAGGUACUAGCGACAAGUUCUUGGCAUCUGGGUUGUACGGAUAUCAAAUGGCCAAUGCAGCUGAGCUUAUGCGUGAUUACUCCGGCUGGUCGAGUUACAACAAAACCUUGACUGGGACUAUGUUGACCAAUGUCUUUGCCUCGAUGAAUAUACGGUUCUUGGAAGAACACAAUGGGCAAGAUUACUAUCACUACUACGCCAACUGGGAUCAGUGCAACCUAGCAUCCCUUCUCGCCAUUGGUAUCUUCACGGACAAUCAAACGAUGUUCGACUAUGGUAUCGAUUACGUGUGCACUGGGCCAUCUAACGGCGCCCUGCCGGUCUUCUCUGUCGCCAAUUAUACCGAGGCUGGCACCUGCAAAACCUUGACCCAAGGCCAGGAGGCUGGUCGGGACCAAGGUCAUUCCACGCUAGACAUCAUGCUUUGGGGUGUGAUUGCCCAACAGGCAUACAACCAGGGGAUCGAUCUCUUUGCCGAACAUGAAAACAAGAUCCUGAAUUCCGCCGAAUAUGCCGCCAAAUACAAUGUCGGCUUCGAUGUUCCCUACACACUGUACCAGAGCUACCAGGGAAAUCAAACUGUUAUCUCGAGCAAUUCGCGAGGAGUUAUUCGACCUGGAUUUGAACUUAUCUCGGCUCACUAUGGACAGUUAAAGGGGCUCGACUCAUCGUGGACUGACGCCUAUCGCGAUAUGGUGAACGCAAAUUCCACGAGUGGUGUUGAGGGUGGUGGUGGAAACUAUGGAUCGAAUUCAGGAGGAUUCGAUGGUCUCGGCUUUGGAACUCUUCUUUAUCGGCUUUGA